Messenger RNA from Colletotrichum siamense, 492 nucleotides. It is a transcript of the gene ubiG-0, whose product is annotated as Ubiquinone biosynthesis O-methyltransferase. The record is from RefSeq and is a predicted model, not a curated record. The coding region runs from base 1 to 492 and encodes 163 amino acids. The transcript has 3 exons. NCBI's taxonomy places the organism in Eukaryota, Fungi, Ascomycota, Sordariomycetes, Glomerellales, Glomerellaceae.
AUGUGUGAAAACGCGGAAGAUGUCGCCAAGAAGGCGUUAGAUGGACAACGUGAUGGGAAUAACCUCUCAACUUGGGACAACAUCGCCAGCUACUGGGACCAGUCACUUGGUAAUGGCAACGAUAUGUACCAAGAAUGCCUCUUACCGACUAUAAAGGAGCUUGGGGCCCCUCAAAAGGGAGAGCGUGCACUUGACCUGGGUACUGGUAGCGCGGUAAUUGCUGCAGUCUUGGCAACUUCAGGCGCUCACGUCACGGCGGUUGAUGGCUCGAAGGUGAUGCUUGAGAAGGCCGAAAUUCGGGCAAAGGAUGCAAAGCUAGACAUGACGUUUGAGGUAGUUGAUCUACUAGACACUGAAAGUCUCGACGAUUUCAGCCAGCGCCAUCCCAGAUUUGACUUGAUCACAUGCAGCAUGACUUUGAAGGAGUUGCCGGAUCUUGAACCCCUUGCGGCAGCACUUCCGAAGCUGCUAGCACCACGUGGCAGGUUUUAG